GUGAGAGAGUGGUGUUAUCUUAAGAGUCACAGAGAAUGUUGUGGUCACUUGCUGACCCUCAGAUGUGGGUUUCAGUGAAACAGAUUCUGAAACAGAAACCUUCUAACGUAGCACUUGAGAAGAAAGAGCAGGUCACUUGGCUGGAAGAGCUGUUAUUGGCCAGAGCAAGAGUAAACUCCAAGUUCCUUCCUGGUGCUGCCCAGAGUUUCUUGAAGAUCAGCUGGCUUCUAGAAGAUGAGGAGAAGAACGCAGGCUUUGACCACAAGGAGGAGCAUCCAGCAGAUAUUUCAAACACAGUUCAUGCCCUGGAAAAGUACGCUCCAGGAGAGGGAAGUAAAACCAGUGGAUCCAGACCUGAAAUUCUCAGAGGCUGAAAAUGGUGUGGAGGAGAAAAAGAAAGUCUGCAAGUCGCCAACAGCCCCCUGCUCUUCCCCAUCCUUGGAGACUGAGUCCCCAGACCAGAAGAAAAUCAUUGGCCUGUGGUCAAAAUCCAGUUUUGAUGGUGGCUCUUUAGCAGGUGAUAAGAACGACUGUAAAACAGAAAGCAAAAAUGAUUCGAAGACUGAAAGGAAAAAGUCUUCUUCUUCCAGUCAGUACAAGGCAAAUAUGCACUUUCACAAGUUGUUUCUUGAUGUCCCCACUGAGGAGCCACUGAGGCAGAGCUUUACCUGUGCCCUACAGAAAGAAAUACUCUACCAGGGAAAGCUCUUCGUAUCCGAAAACUGGAUCUGUUUCCAUUCCAAAGUCUUCGGAAAAGACACUAAGAUCUCUAUUCCGGCUUUCUCGGUAACUCUCAUAAAGAAAACCAAAACUGCUCUCCUGGUGCCAAAUGCCCUGAUUAUAGCAACAGUCACAGACAGGUACAUUUUUGUCUCCUUACUCUCCAGAGAUUCAACUUACAAACUACUCAAAUCUGUGUGUGGACACUUAGAUAACACAAGUGUUGGUAACAGUCCCAAUCCAUCUUCUGCUGAAAACAGUUUCCGGGCAGACCGCCCUUCAUCUCUGCCUCUGGACUUCAAUGAUGAAUUCUCAGAUCUGGAUGGAGUGGUUCGACAAAGAAGGGAAGACAUGGAAGGAUACAGCAGUUCUGGUUCUCAGACUCCUGAAUCUGAGAACUCGCGAGAUUUCCAUGUGACAGAAUCCCAGACAGUUCUGAAUGUCUCUAAGGGGGAAACAAAACCAGCUCGUGCAGAUGCACAUGUGAACAGAGUGCCUGAUGGAAAAGCCAAGACCCUCUCUUUGCAUGGUCAGUCAGAAACCACUGGACCCUCACCUAAAGUCAAGUCUCAGAAGUGCCCGACUCUCCACCACAUUCUUAUAUUCUACGCGAUUGUUGUCUGUGCUCUAAUCAUCUCAACCUUCUACAUGAGAUACAGAAUCAAUUCUCUGGAGGAGCGGCUGGGCUCCCUGACCUCUGCGGUGGACUCCCAUAAUACUGAACAGACGGCACCAUCCGGCCUGGGGUCGCAAGUCCAGUUAAAUGUGGAAGUCCUGUGCCAAGAGCUUACAGCUAACAUCGUGAAACUAGAAAAGAUACAAAACAACUUACAAAAACUGCUUGAGAAUGGUGACUGACCGACCACGCGGCUUGGGCAGACCUAAUACCUCAUGUUUCCCUUUGAAGAAGGUGCUCCCUGCGGCGUUCUGGUUGAGUGCUUCCUGCUUGGUCAGAGACGCCAGCAUCUGGGGAUCCAGGCGUGUUUGCAUCUGGAGGUCUCCAGCUCAGAAAAGGGGGAAAGGGGAAUAAUUUUGGUUCUCGUGCAAUAAAAGUUGACCUUGACUCUCUGAGAAAGUUUUUGCUGCUGCUGCCUGAAGAAAACAGACCCGUUUCUAGAGGUCUCAGGAGGAGCUUAGUGGAUGCCCUUGGAUGAUCGUGCUGGUGUCAGCAACACUCCGCCCGUGUCUCUGCAGUCCCUCCCAUCCUCCUUUUCUCUCCCUUCCACACGUGUCUCAACCAGCCUUUAAACUAAGAGGAGUGGCGUACACCAAGGAACUCAACGUGGUCCUUCAAAGGCUCAUGAGUCUCCUACAAGGCUCUGAAUGGACAGGCUGGCUUCAGAUACGUAACAGCUACAUUUGUUCAUCUUGUUUGUUUGUUUCUCCCGCUGUUAUUCUGAUUUAAAUGCCCUGUGUAUUUUACCUUCUCUGUUCAGUUUUGGGAAGAAUACAAGGCAAAGUGGCUUAAACUAUUCCACUGUUUUUCGUUCUGUUUUGUUCGCGUACUUAAUUGGAGUGAUUCUUUUCCCACUUCAGGUUAGGAAUUUGAGGCACGGGACUGAAGUACUCAAACUUACACUGAAACUUAAGCUAAUCUUUAAACCAAAAGGUAUACUAAUGAUUCAGUAUAGGAUGAGAAACUGGAUUUUUAAGGUUGUAGGUGGACUAUGUUAGCAGUUCUGAAACAAUAUACCGAGUACUGAAACCCAUUUCAGCAUAACAGUGAUACGUUUUUCUCCUUUGCUGACUACAAUAAAGAAAUAAUGGUGGUUUACUAACUUUAUUUACCAUAUGGGUUGGCUGGGUUUUAUUAAUAAUCACUUAGGGUACCAUAAGAGCUAUAAAUAUAGAAGAUACUGUUUCUGUCUACAAUGCCUUUUAUAAUCAUUUCUGUGAAAUGUAUUUUGUUUCAUCUGAUAAGCUAAUAAGUGAAUUGGUUACAUCAUUUGCAUUUGUUAGCCUCCUGGACAACUGUGCCUGGCACCCCACGGCUUUUAAUAAAUACUCAUGGGUUCAAUGCCCCGCUAACA
Messenger RNA from Tupaia belangeri chinensis (Chinese tree shrew), 2750 nucleotides. It is a transcript of the gene GRAMD2B, whose product is annotated as GRAM domain containing 2B. The record is from RefSeq and is a predicted model, not a curated record. NCBI's taxonomy places the organism in Eukaryota, Metazoa, Chordata, Mammalia, Scandentia, Tupaiidae. Gene Ontology annotation, cellular component: cytoplasmic microtubule. The coding region runs from base 235 to 1578 and encodes 447 amino acids. The transcript has 14 exons.